AUGGGGUGCUAUGCCCUGCUGCUGCUUAUAUCUGCCUUCUCCUCUCUUGCCGUAAUCCAUUCCGCUGGCCCACAGCAGGUCCACACAUGGGCAUUCUUCAUUCAGAUGACCUGGCAAACACUGUGCCAUCUUGGGCUGCAUUACAAAGAAUAUUACCUACAAGAAGCUGCAUGUAUCAGGUAAAGAUGUGCUCGCUCUAGUCUAGUGUAUCGGUUGGUUGACGGAGUUAGUCUCGGAGGAGUUUACUUUGCAUUAUUUCAGUACACAUAGAAACAGUAGACAGACCAAUUGGAUUCAAAGUGUCCUUUCCUGGGUGGUAUAACUGGUUUUCUUACUAAUUUUAUUGUCAUUGAACUUAAUGGGAAUUAUACCCAGUAUAAACAGGAGCAGUAGUGUAAUACCUUUAUUAAAGGUAAAGGUAAAGGGACAACUGACCAUUAGGUCCGGUUGUGACCAACUCUGGGGUUGCGGCACUCAUCUCGCUUUAUUGGCCGAGGGAGCUGGCAUACAGCUUCCGGAUCAUGUGGCCAGCAUGACUAAGCCACUCCUGGUGAACCAGAGCAGCGCACGGAAACGCUGUUUACCUUCCCGCCAGAGCGGUACCUAUUUAUCUACUCGCACUUUGAAGUGCUUUUGAACUGCUAGGUUGGCAGGAGCUGGGAUCGACCAACAGAAGCUCACCCCGUGGUGGGGAUUCGAACCGCCAACCUUCUGAUCGUCAAGUUCUAGGCUCUGUGGUUUAACCCACAGCGCCACCCUAAUAAAAAUACCUUUAUUAGGACAAACUAAACUAUCACUAAUCAGUGAGCUUCUUUUUGAGGAGGGAUAGUCAACCUUUUUAUUUCCAUGAGCACAUUUGGACUUUUGAGUAAGUGAUGUGUUGCCGCCACCCCUUCUGUUCACUUCCCGGAUCAGACUUCCCUGCAAAAAGAGACCCAAGGUGGGCAAGAAUACACAUACAAAUUUUGCUCUUAAAAGGAUCUCCGUAAAAGUCAGCUCCUGAGCCAUGAAAAGUACACAAGACUUAAAAGACAAGCAGCUCUAUUUACUUUUGAAGCGGGAAAAUAUAAACCAGACAGACUGGUUUAUUAGCCAUUUCCUGUUGCCCAUGGGAUCCAGGGAAUUUUAGUUCUGUGAGGCGGUUUGAGAUAUCUAACAAAAAAUGUUCAGCACCCUCACCAAAACUACAAUUCCUGGCAUUCUUUCGGAUGCUUAAAAUGGGAUGUGACAUAGGCUCUCUAACAGAAUUGCCGAGACCUAAAACUUGGUGGCUCUUAAAUGCAAAUUGUGUGCUCUUCUGUCACUGAGCUGGGCUACGUGGCUGGCGCUGUAGGUUAAACCACAGAGCCUAGGGCUUGCCGAUCAGAAGGUCGGCGGUUCAAAUCCCCAUGAUGGGGUGAGCUCCCGUUGCUCAGUCCCUGCUCCUGCCAACCUAGCAGUUCGAAAGCACGUCAAAGUGCAAGUGGAUAAAUAGGUACCACUCCGGUGGGAAGGUAAACGGCGUUUCCGUGCGCUGCUCUGGUUCGCCAGAAGCGGCUUAGUCAUGCUGGCCACAUGACCCGGAAGCUUUACGCCGGCUCCCUCGGCCAAUAAAGCGAGAUGAGCGCCGCAACCCCAGAGUCGGCCACGACUGGACCUAAUGGUCAGGGGUCCCUUUACAUUUAUCUUGGGUUACAAAUACUUUGGGUUACAAACACUUCAGGUUACAAACUCCGCUAACCCAGAAGUAGUACCUCGGAUUGAGAACUUUGCCCCAGGAUGAGAACGGAAAUCGUGCGGCGGCGGGAGGCCCCAUUAGUGAAAGCACGUCUCAGGUUAAGUACGGUUUCAGGUUAAGAAUGGACCUCCAGAACGAAUUAAGUUCGUAAUUCCUUUAGUGGAAUGUGGUACAGAGCAUGGUCUUUGCUAUGACUGUUCAGGGCAGCUAACCAAUUACAGGUCCAUGUACACUGCAGUUAUCAUCCUUACGCCGUUUAUCCAUACAGUUCUUUAAUGUAGACAGUAAGCUUCCUAUAAGGGACGCGGGUGGCGCCGUGGGUUAAACCACAGAGCCUAGGACUUGCCCAUCAGAAGGUCGGCAGUUCGAAUCCCCACGAUGGGGUGAGCUCCCGUUGCUUGGUCCCUGCUCCUGCCAACCUAGCAGUUCGAAAGCACAUCAAAGUGCAAGUAGAUAAAUAGAUACCACUCCGGCGGGAAGGUAAACGGUGUUUCCGUGUGCUGCUCUGGUUCGCCAGAAGCGGCUUAGUCAUGCUGGCCACAUGACCCGGAAGCUGUACACUGGCUCCCUCGGUCAAUAAAGCGAGAUGAGUGCCGCAACCCAGAGUCGGCCACGACUGGACCUAAUGGUCAGGCGUCUCUUUACCUUUUACCUGUCACUGAGCUAACCUUUUGCUCUGUUUCAGAUUGCCCAUUGCCCUUUCUGCCCUCAUGCUGAUGACCCAGAAAGUCACCUCACUGGCUUUGGAUAUCCAUGAAAACAAAGUGAGGGUGGGCUUGCCAUCUGAAGAGAGGAGAUCCUUUUGCUGGCACCUGCUCCAGGCACUGCCAUUGUGUACUUAUCUGCUGUGUUUCCCAACCCUGCUGGGAGGCCCUCUGUGCUCUUUCCGCAGAUUUCAGGCAUGGGUAAGGUAUUCCAAGGCUCCCUUUUCUUCAGGUCUCCUCUGGGCUGCCACUCAAAAAGGCCUGGGGGCUCUGACUCUGGGCCUGUUGAACAAUAUCGUGAGGGGAUACAUUUCCGCUCUGGACGACCUAAUCGACUGCACCCACUUUGACUGUGUUUACGUCGUGUGGACCUCAGCCCUGUGCUUGAGGCUCACUUAUUACUCUCACUGGCUGCUUGACGAGUCCCUCUUCCUUGCUGCCGGUUUGGGGCUGGAUCUUGGCCACCACCAAUAUUCAGCAGCUGCCGACAGAGUCGUCAUGGACACAGACAUUUGGACCCUAGAAACAACCAACACAAUUGCUGGCUUCACCCGAACAUGGAACAAGAGCACAGCCCAGUGGCUGAGGCGGCUCAUAUUCCAGCAGAGCAGUUCACAUCCUCUCCUGGCCACCUUUGCCUUCUCAGCCUGGUGGCAUGGCCUCCGCCCUGGCCAGGUCUUUGGGUUUCUGUGCUGGGCCGUUAUGGUGGAAGCAGACUACCGCUUCCAUCGCUUUUUUGGUUCAGUGGCAAAAUCCCGGCUUCAGAGGCUGCUGUACCAAACUGUGACCUGGUGUCAUACACAACUGGUGGUGGCGUACAUUAUGACUGCUGUUGAGAUGAGGAGUGUCUCCAUGCUUUGGCGGCUGUUGUCUUCGUACAAUAGCUUCUUUCCAUUAGUCUCUGUCACUGUGCUCCUCCUGUUAGUAAAGAAAUGA
Molecule: messenger RNA, 3357 nt
Organism: Podarcis lilfordi (Lilford's wall lizard)
Lineage: Eukaryota; Metazoa; Chordata; Lepidosauria; Squamata; Lacertidae
Source: the annotation of a GenBank genome assembly